This is a messenger RNA of Crotalus tigris (Tiger rattlesnake), 1202 nucleotides long. RefSeq names its product gastrula zinc finger protein XlCGF49.1-like. Gene Ontology annotation, biological process: regulation of transcription by RNA polymerase II. NCBI's taxonomy places the organism in Eukaryota, Metazoa, Chordata, Lepidosauria, Squamata, Viperidae. Gene Ontology annotation, molecular function: DNA-binding transcription factor activity, RNA polymerase II-specific; RNA polymerase II cis-regulatory region sequence-specific DNA binding. Bases 334 to 966 code for a protein of 210 amino acids. The transcript has a single exon. The record is from RefSeq and is a predicted model, not a curated record.
AGAGGAAAGAAAUGGAUGUCUCAGUGAUCCCUGGGAAAUAUCUGCCGAGAUUGAAUCCCAGAAAAGUAUUUUGGGGAAGAACACCAGAGACAGGGAAAUACUUUAUAAAGAAGAGAGUUCAUAUGCAUUUCUGGAAAACCAAGAGAAGUUUCUAGUUCCUUUAUUCCUCCAUCGUAUCAGGCUGUCCAUGCUGAUGGACAACAUCAACCCUCCGAUUUCAGCAAAAGCUUUCAUGGUCCAUCCAACCUGCUGACACCGCCGAGAAUCCCUAAAGUGGAGAAGUUGUAUAAAUGCUUGGAAUGCGGGAAGUCCUUCAGUCGCAGCGCCCAUCUGAUGUCCCACCAGAUCAUCCACACCGGAGAAAAGCCGUAUACGUGUUUAGAGUGUGGGAAGAGCUUGAUUCAGAGCGCCCACCUCGCCUCCCAUCAAAUUAUCCACACAGGGGAGAAGCCGUACCAGUGCUCGGAAUGCGGGAAAAGUUUCAACAAGAGCAUCAACUUCGUGAGGCAUCAGAAGAUCCACAAAGGAGAGAAGCCGCAUCAGUGCGCCGAUUGCAACAAGACUUUUUCUGACAAACCGAGUCUCAUUCAGCACCAAAGGGUUCACAUGGGGGAGAGGCCAUACAAAUGUUACGAGUGUGGGAAGAGUUUCAGUCAUAGGGGCAGCCUCAAUGCGCAUCAGCGGAUGCACACGGGGGAGAAGCCGUACGGCUGCAAGGACUGUGGGAAGAGCUUUCGGGAUCAGUCCAGCCUUAUUAGACAUAAGAGAACCCACACCGGGGAGAAACCCUACACCUGCUCCGAGUGUGGGAAAAGCUUCAGCCAGAGCACAAACCUGACUUUGCAUCAAAGGGUGCACACCGACGGGAAGCUUCCAGAAGAGUCUCCCCAAAUACUUAACACAGGGAUGGCCAUGUUAGUCUUUCCACCAAAUCCUGCAAAUGAUUUAGUGGCAUUUGAAAGCUAACAUUUAGUGGUACUUGGCUCAAUAGUACUAACUGUGAGAGGGAUUGUCCUGGUGGACAAUCAUUUAAAUAUGAGCCAGCAGUGUGCUGCAGCCGCCAACCAAGCCAACACAAUUCUAGGCUGCCUUAAUAGAGGGAUAGAAUCAAUAUCAUGUGAAGUGUUAAUAAGGGUUUACAAUGCCUUGGUAAGACCACACUUGGAAUACUGCAUCCAGUUUUGGUUGCCACGGUACAAAAA